UUCUGCCUUGAUACAGACUUGCUCCACAGCCUCGCAUGCCAUAGGCGGCAGCGGCAAAAAAAAGCCCUUCUCCGCCUUAUCUGCCUGUUCCGGAGCUAAAGUGGCCAGCUUCCAUGACCUCAACCUUCCCUCCCUCCCCCUUCCCCCAGUCAUUCCCCUUAUUGUCUCGUGUUUGGCCUUCAAUCCAUGAGCCAGCUGUUAUCGCACAGUUCUCUGUCCUCGCUGGGCGAGACGUGUGCCUCUUACAUAGACCACGUCGCCACCAAUCUCCCUCCGUCGUUGCACUCCCUCCACCACCAGAUUCUCACCACCCUCUCCUCUGCCAAAGCCUCGUCGCCCCUGCGCUUCCUCACGCCUUGGCCAGAGCUCGUCGCGGACCACACAGACAGCGCCUCUACCGCCCCGGUUGCAUAUACCGUCCUCGCCUGCACCGUCAUCCUCCUCGUCAUGUUCCGCCGCUCCCCGUUCGCCAACCUGUGGCGCCGCUCCCCCAGUUACACCGGCCCUCAAGACCCCCCACACGUCACCGACAACGACUACAGUUACAUCACCCAGGAUGACAUCGUCAACCCGUCCGCCACCCAAUACCCCGGCGGCGGCGCCGACACCGAGCCCGAUGUCCUGCGUCUGAAACACCGCAGGGACACGUACGACCUGCACUUCCCGGCUUACGCCAUCAACGACGGCGCCCUCAGCGUGGGCCAGCUGAGACAACGCGCCGCGGAAGUCACUCGCACGCCCGACCCGAACCGCAUCAAGCUGCUGUACAAGGGGAAGCUGCUGGAGACCGACUCGCUGCCCUGCCGGUCGGAGGGUCUCAAGCAGCAGUCCGAGGUGCUCUGCGUGGUGUCCGGGGUCGAGCCCGGCGAGAGCUCUCCCAGCGAUGUCUCCGAGGCGGAGGCCGACAAGAACAACAACAACAGCGACCUGUCCGCCCGUCCGGAAGAGCCGCCUCGCAAGCGCCCCGGCAAGAACAGGAAACGGCACGGAAAGAAGAAGAAGAACCAGGGCGAGGACGCGAAUGGCCUCGCUCCUCCCGCCGAACCUUCGCGACCGUCCUCCGCCGCCGGUCGAGGCAUGCCUCCCGCUUCGCCCGCUCUGGGCAUCUUCCGCUCUCCCCUCGAGCAGGCCAACGGCCUGAUGGCCUACCUGCAGCGCGAGUUGCUGCCCCGCUGCGAAGAAUACCUCACCAGCCCCCCGCCCGACGCGAAGGCCCGCGACUUCGAGCACAAGAUGCUGAGUGAGGUCAUCCUGGCGCAGGUGAUCUUGAAGGCGGACGGAAUCGAGCCCGCGAGCGAGGAAGACCGCGCUGCGCGCCGGGCGCUCAUCAAGGAAGCGCAGAGGGCCCUUAAUAGUUUGGACCAGGCGGCCAAGAUUUGAGAGCUUUCUCUUUCUCUUCACUCUUGCUCUCGCCUUUUCGCUUUUCGCGUUUCGCUUGAUUGUACAGGAUAUGGGAAUGUUUAUGGGAUAGAUGACCUUAAUACAAGAACGAAAUAGACACUAUUCACACCCCC
This is a messenger RNA of Aspergillus heteromorphus CBS 117.55, 1514 nucleotides long. RefSeq lists its product as uncharacterized. Lineage: Eukaryota; Fungi; Ascomycota; Eurotiomycetes; Eurotiales; Aspergillaceae. The record is from RefSeq and is a predicted model, not a curated record. The transcript has a single exon. Gene Ontology annotation, molecular function: protein-folding chaperone binding. Bases 187 to 1380 code for a protein of 397 amino acids.